This is a messenger RNA of Parathielavia appendiculata, 1623 nucleotides long. RefSeq lists its product as uncharacterized. Lineage: Eukaryota; Fungi; Ascomycota; Sordariomycetes; Sordariales; Chaetomiaceae. The coding region runs from base 1 to 1623 and encodes 540 amino acids. Gene Ontology annotation, cellular component: nucleus. Gene Ontology annotation, biological process: proteasome-mediated ubiquitin-dependent protein catabolic process. The transcript is spliced from 2 exons. Gene Ontology annotation, molecular function: ubiquitin binding. The record is from RefSeq and is a predicted model, not a curated record.
AUGGCGAGGGAAGAAGAUAUCGAGUCCUUCAUGGGCAUCACGGGUGCCAACCGAACCGCUGCUGAGCGCAUGCUGGAGCUCUGCGGUUCCGAACUGGAGCAAGCCAUCCAGCUCUGGUUCACCGAUGAAGACUUGCAGCGCUCAUUGAGCAAUGCCGGCCCGUCCACCGCCGCAGCUGGCGCCAGCACCGGCUCUACGGCUUUGUCAAGCCGGUCAAACCGCCCGCACAUCGGCCGCGAGGAUGCCCAAGGCGUAAUUCACCUCGACUCGGACGACGACGACGUGGCGAUGACCGAGGAUGAGACGGACGAGACCGAUGAAGUGGUCAACAUUGCUAGGCAAGCUCAAGAGGAGGAAGAUGCAGCCGUGGCGAGGCGACUGCAGGAGGAGCUGUACGCAGGGCAAACCACAGAGGACACCGGUGUACGCGCACCCAUGGCCCGCACCACCGAGACUUUGGUUGGGCCAUCAUUUGCCGAUGACGAUGAUGACGGUCAUGCUGCUGUAUUGGCUCAGAUGCGGAGGAGACAACAAGCUCGAGCCCGGCCCCCUAACAACCCGUUUGCCCAGUCCGUUUGGGAAGAAAAUGCGCGCGCAGCGCGCCCUGCAUCGCUAGGUACUGCGGAGCCGACCCGGGCGUCCCGCUUGGCGGAGCUGUUCCGCCCCCCAUACGCCCUGAUGUCGCACCUGAGCUGGGAUGAGGCCCGCGACGAGGGCAAGGAGAACAAGAAGUGGCUCUUGGUGAAUCUCCAAGACAUGUCCGACUUCAACUGUCAGGCCCUGAACCGCGAUAUCUGGAAGGAUGAGGCUGUGAAGUCACUGGUCAGGGAGAACUUCAUUUUUCUCCAAUUCGACAAGAACGAUUAUGCGGCAGAGCGGUAUAUCACCUUUUACUUCCCCAACGAAAGCCACCAGAACCCAAACAACUACCCACACGUGUCGAUCAUUGAUCCGCGUACGGGCGAGCAAGUCAAGGUUUUUAGUGGUAUCCCCUUUCCGAGCGCGCUUGAGUUCCACGCGCAGCUCGCCGAAUUUCUCGACCGGUACAGCCUAUCUGCACACAGCAAGAACCCUGUGGUUAAGACGAAGCGACCCGAACGUGUGGUAGAUGUGGACCGGAUGACGGAAGAGGAGAUGCUGGAGAUGGCGUUACAAAACAGCUUGGAUGCCAACGGCGGCUCAGCCAGGCCAAAUAUUCCCGACCCAGACGCUCUCACAAAGUCACCAAAUCCCUUGACAGAGGGCAAGGGCAAGGAAAAGGCAGAGGCUACAGUGACAGCAGCCGCAGCCGUAGAGCCCGAUGCUUCGUCGGCACAGGAAUCUGCGUUCUCCAGGAUACCCUCAGAUCAGCCACAUGUCGAACCGCCGCCCGAUCCUCAGACGACAACCCGACUGCAGGUCAGAAAUCCGCCUGGGCGGAUCAUCCGCCGCUUUCGCCUGGACGAUCGCGUCUCCCGCAUUUACGAGUGGCUCAAGGCUGAGCCACUGGAGGGCAAGGAGGGCGUAGAGUUUGAGCUCAAGUCGAUGCCCCAAGGCGUUGACUUGAUCGAGCAUCUCGAUGAGACGAUCCAAGAGGCAGGGUUGGCCAACGGGACCGUUAUGAUCGAGUUUAUCGAGGAGUAA